GAUUUGCUUUGGUUUCGUUGGAUGGUUUGCGCUCGAGGGGAGGGACUGGUGGUCUGCGGCUCGAGGUUUGGGUUCUCUUGUCUGUGAGCAUCUAUUCACCGGAAAGACAUAGAGAAGAGAAAGAAACCCUUCUUCGCUAUUGAUCUUCCAGCUCUCCUCUUGAUCUGUGCCCAUUAGACGCCACUUCAGUUAUAUCAGACGCUCCAGAGCUCGAAUUCCCGGACGCACUUGCAACCAUCUCCUGAAUUUCUCUCCAAUCUGCACAAUUUAGACGAGCAUGGAUUUGGAUCGGAAUGUGAGUUGUUUCUGAAAAAAUUCAAGUGUUGUGUCGUUCAGAGCCUGGAGCCUGAACCCAAAUACACGGGGUUGUGAUAUUUGGGAACGUUUCUUUGUUGUACUGAAUUCGGAAGGUUGGGUGCUUCCCAACGGUUCAAAAGUCAUGUUCUAUGGUGCGCUGGUGUGGGAUCCAUUGCUCAUUGUCGCCCAAAUCAUUUGCUUUCAGUGCUUAUACUAUCUAACACUCGGACUGUUUAUGGAAAUUCUCGUCGGGACUCGUGUAUCGCGGAUCAGUCUUGUGUAUUUCUUUGAUUAUGUUACUAUUACUGCUUCCACGGUCACUGGGUGGUGUGUCAUUGCGGCAUUUCUACUUAGCUCGCUUGCUGGGGCUGUUUAUAUGCUUUAUUUGAUUGAGAGGGCAAAGAAGUGCUUAGAUUUUUCAGCCACCCUAUAUAUCAUCCACCUCUUUAUAUGUAUCCUAUAUGGAGGUUGGCCUUCAUCAAUAACAUGGUGGGUUGUGAAUGGCACUGGAGUUGCUGUGAUGGCAUUGUUAGGUGAAUACUUGUGCAUAAGACGUGAUCUCCGCGAAAUACCCAUAACAAGAUACCGCUCAAAUUUUUGACUGACCAGCAAAACAGAAGAGGCAAGACCAAUGGGCAAGAACAAAUUUCUUUGCCGGCUUGUACUAGUUGCUCUUGCUUUCCUUUGGAGGAGCUCAAGCUCAUCGGGUACCAGAUCAGGUAUUUGUGAGAGUGUACCAGAUUCCAUAGAAUGUAUGUUUGCUCCCAGAUGCAAUGGCAGUCCAUAACUGUCUAUAACUGCUCGCAAAUAGCAUCAACGAAGUAGAUUAGGUACUUGAUACUCAUUUCCCAAGACCUGGUGUAAGACUUGGAUAGCUUUGAUAGAGAUGAUGCUUUAGCUGGCAGGCUGAUCAAUUGUUUCCCACAACUAUUUUGGAUAUGUUCUAUAUUAUGAUUUGUCUAUGAAAUUAUUUUGAUCCGAUUGAGAUACGCUCUUCGAGAUUAGAAGUUUUAUUGAUCCAAUAUUUUGCA
Messenger RNA from Diospyros lotus (date-plum), 1328 nucleotides. RefSeq lists its product as uncharacterized. The transcript has 4 exons. Gene Ontology annotation, biological process: Golgi to plasma membrane protein transport; protein localization to Golgi apparatus; Golgi to endosome transport. Gene Ontology annotation, cellular component: trans-Golgi network; Golgi membrane. Lineage: Eukaryota; Viridiplantae; Streptophyta; Magnoliopsida; Ericales; Ebenaceae. The coding region runs from base 440 to 898 and encodes 152 amino acids. The record is from RefSeq and is a predicted model, not a curated record.